CAAGGCAGGAGCCCCAAGAAAUUCAACAAGGGGAAGUACGAAGUGCUGUCCCUGCUUGCAGUGGAAGAGAAGUGGGAAGGAGAGCCAGCUUAUUUUGACAAUGCUCACAGAAAGAUGCUUGGCAUUUGUUUAUUCUGCACUGUACCUCUGGUCAUCCUUGUUCUUCUCACUCUUUAAAGUCUCUCAGCAAGGGGAAAGCCAGAGACGCUUGUACAGAGAACUGCUGCGGAACUACAAUCGUCUGGAACGACCUGUAGUGAAUGACUCCCAACCACUCAUAGUUGAGCUCCGGCUUUCCUUGUCGCAGAUAAUUGAUGUGGAUGAGAAGAAUCAGGUGUUGAUCACCAAUGCUUGGCUGCAGAUGUACUGGGUUGAUGUUUACUUGUCUUGGGAUCAGUAUGAAUAUCCAGGAGUGCAGAACUUGCGAUUUCCUUCCGACCAGAUUUGGGUACCAGACAUUCUUCUGUAUAACAGUGCAGAUGAAAGAUUUGAUGCAACUUUUCACACAAAUGUGCUGGUGAACUACUCUGGAUCCUGCCAAUAUAUUCCUCCAGGCAUUUUGAAGAGCACAUGUUACAUUGAUGUCCGCUGGUUCCCCUUUGAUGUGCAGAAGUGUGAUUUGAAGUUUGGCUCCUGGACUCACAGUGGCUGGUUGAUUGACCUGCAGAUGCUCGAGGCUGAUAUUUCCAACUACAUCUCAAAUGGAGAAUGGGAUUUAGUGGGUGUCCCAGGGAAGAGGAAUGAGAUGUACUACGAAUGCUGCAAAGAACCAUACCCAGAUGUGACAUACACCAUCACCAUGCGUCGACGCACCCUCUACUAUGGCUUGAACUUACUCAUUCCCUGUGUCCUCAUAUCUGGUUUAGCACUGCUUGUAUUCCUUUUGCCAGCUGAUUCUGGAGAGAAGAUUUCUUUAGGUAUCACUGUCCUUCUUUCCCUGACUGUAUUCAUGCUGCUCGUGGCUGAGAUCAUGCCUGCAACUUCUGACUCUGUCCCGCUAAUAGCUCAGUAUUUCGCUAGCAUCAUGGUCAUCGUUGGUCUGUCUGUGGUGGUAACAGUGCUGGUUCUGCAGUUUCACCAUCAUGACCCCCAAGCAGGAAAGAUGCCCAAAUGGGUCCGCGUCGUCCUGCUGAAUUGGUGUGCUUGGUUUUUACGAAUGAAAAAACCUGGGGAAAACAUAAAGCCCCUCUCUUGCAAGUACAGCUAUUCCAAGCAGCAGCUGAGCGUGAACAGCAUGGAAGUGAGCGUCCUUCCCGGGCACCAGUCCAGCAACGGCAACACCAUCUACAGCUACCAUGCCAUGGAGAGCCCGUGCUGCCCACAGCAGAACGACCUGGGCAGCAAAGGUGGGAAGAUGACCUGCCCCUUGGCAGAAGAUAUUGAGCUUGUGCAAAAGAAAGCUUUAAUGGACACUCUUCCAGUGAUGGUGAAGAUCCUGGAGGAAGUCCAGUUCAUAGCGAUGCGGUUCAGGAAACAAGAUGAGGGUGAAGAGAUCUGCAGUGAAUGGAAGUUUGCAGCUGCUGUCAUAGACAGAUUAUGUCUGGUUGCAUUUACCCUUUUUGCCAUCAUUUGCACAUUUACAAUACUCAUGUCUGCUCCAAACUUUAUAGAAGCUGUUUCAAAGGAUUUUGCAUAAGGUUUUCAAAGAUGAGCAUGAUAAUCAAAAAGUGAAUAUUGCCAGUAAUUUUACUAGAUAAUUUAACUCAAAUAGAGAAGUGUACUUAUAUGUGCUAACAUACACAGAAGGGGAUUAAAAUAAUUUCAGGACAUAAUUAUUCCUGAUGUUAGUGAUUGUAGUUUCUGAAUAGUAAAUGUAUUGAACUCCGUUACUUAUUUCAUAGACUAGUGCCACAUGUAAUUUUGUCAUGAUCUGUGGUAAGUGAUAGACAAGAAUUCAAUACAUUACAAUACUAUAAUAUAUUUAUUACAAGUUAACAUUAGUAUCAAUGUGUUACUUUGAAUUUGUGAACUUUUGGAUAUCGUUAAUUUAAAUGACCAUUGAAGACUAUAAUUUUUUGCAUAAUUUUAUUGUUUUCAGUAUAUCUGUGUUUUAUAAUUAUUGUUUGGUGUGGCUGUGACAUGCACUUCUCAGAUUUGAAAGACGUAUCUCCACAGUCUCAUGAUGCUGUAUAUUGUAUUUAUGAGAAUAAACCAUCAUCAUAUUAGCUCAAGCUAGCACAACGACUACAAUGCUUUCUUGGUAAAUUUGUUAAGACUGUAUCUUUCCCAGAAAAUCACUUCGGGUUAUUUUUUAAAAUUUAAAUUAGGAAAUAUUGUUUUUGACAUUGGAAAGAAAUGUCUUUCUCCUUGUUGACAAUCAUCUAUGUAAUUUACAAUGCUUACUUAACUGUUUCUGUCAUCUGGAAAGUCUACUUGGUUUAAAAUAUCACUGCUUUCUUGGAACACAGUUGCCGACCUAACACUAACUAACUCUGUGCAAUUAAGGCAGAAUCUUGUGGCUCCAUAAUAUCUAGGAAAUGGUCGACAGAUUUAAUUUGGCUCAGAUUUCCUAUCCAGUCUAUACCACUGAAGUAGUAUUUUUUUGAAAAUUCUAUUAGUACAGUUUCCUUUCUAUGUGGUCACUAGGCUUUGUUAAAAGGAGUGUAUAAAAGACAAACUUUAUUUUGCUCAAUUUUAAUGUAUCAAUGCUUAUUAUGAAAUUUUUGUCCUUAAAUAUUCUCUAAUAUAAUGUCUAUAUAUUAAUAAAACAUAAUUGAAUUAUGCCA
Messenger RNA from Zonotrichia albicollis (white-throated sparrow), 2726 nucleotides. RefSeq names its product neuronal acetylcholine receptor subunit alpha-7. Lineage: Eukaryota; Metazoa; Chordata; Aves; Passeriformes; Passerellidae. The record is from RefSeq and is a predicted model, not a curated record. Gene Ontology annotation, molecular function: transmembrane signaling receptor activity; acetylcholine-gated monoatomic cation-selective channel activity. Gene Ontology annotation, biological process: monoatomic ion transmembrane transport. Gene Ontology annotation, cellular component: postsynaptic membrane.